Messenger RNA from Sesamum indicum (sesame), 1489 nucleotides. NCBI's taxonomy places the organism in Eukaryota, Viridiplantae, Streptophyta, Magnoliopsida, Lamiales, Pedaliaceae. The record is from RefSeq and is a predicted model, not a curated record.
GUUGAAACAAACAUUUUCACACAUAUUGGGUUGAAUUAAAUCUCUCUCUAUAAAAGACUCUUCGGACUGCUACUUGUCCCCAAAACCCUCAAUUUUGUUCCUCCCAACGCCCCAGAGAUGGAGUUGGGCUUGAGCUUAGGAGAUGGAGUUGGAUUCUUGAGAGAAGAUAAUAACACAGAGAAGUCCACCAAGCAGAAGAUCAAGAGUACUGGUUUAGAUUUCUGCAUGGGUUUGGGGCUCAACUCUUCUGCUGCUGCAGGUGGAGAUGAUCAAGAACGGGAGAAACCCCAGAAAAUAACUAAUGAGGACGAUGACGAUGACGACGACGACGAUGAUGAUGAUCAGAUGUCAGAAGGAGAUAAUCAGGGGAGUGAUGAUGAUAAUACUCCUGUGCAGCUGAAUCUUCUCCCUCUUGCUCCUGUUCCUCGCCGGGCUCUCCCUAAUUGGUCUACUUCUGAUAAUGGAAGCCCAGAAAAUGGCUCAUCGGGGAAUAUGGGGCUACCGGUGGCGGCGAGGGGGUUGGACGUGAACAGGUUUCCUCCGGCGGAGGAAGUCUCGUCGGCAAACAGCGUGGGGACGACGUCUCCCUUUCACAUGGAGUUUGGCUUGUUGAGAAGGGGUACUGGAUAUCUGCAGCUUGGUGGUCAGAAGAGGGCGUUUGAAGCAGCCACGGGGAACGACGUCGUGGAGUCGGAGAGAGGCAGUGAUGACGACGAGAAUGGCCUCCAGACAAGGAAAAAGCUCAGAUUAUCCAAAGAACAGUCUGCUUUUCUUGAAGAAAGCUUCAAAGAACACAGCACUCUCAAUCCUCAGAAACAGAAGCUUGCUCUUGCCAAACAGCUUAAUCUCAGACCUCGACAAGUCGAAGUCUGGUUCCAGAACAGACGGGCCAGGACGAAAUUGAAGCAGACGGAGGUGGACUGCGAGUACUUGAAGAGGUGCUGUGAGACACUGAGUGAGGAGAACAGGCGACUCCACAAAGAACUUCAAGAACUCAGAGCCCUCAAGACUUCCAACCCGUUCUACAUGCAACUCCCCGCCACCACCCUCACCAUGUGCCCCUCCUGCGAACGCGUCGCCACCGCCCCUCCACCCACCGCCGCCGCGGAAUCGAUCCCAAAACCCAUUCCUGCAUUCCCUCUAACAAGACCAAGAUUUUACCCUUUCUCCCAAACUCCAACCGGCCAUCCCAAUCAGCCUGCACCCUCAUAAGUUUAAUUUUGUGAGGGGUGAAGGAAAAUUACAACCUCAGACUGUCCAUGGUUGUGGUCCUGAUACAUUAUUUGUACAUAUAGGAAAGAAUCCUUUUUUUUUUUCUUGGCUAUGUUUGGUGUCGGAAUCCGGCUUGUGGGAUGUUGUAGAAAUUCUUCAGCUUGAGCAGUUUUUUAGGCUCAUCCGAUGUUGAUUUUGUGGGAUAAUAUUACAAAGUAGACAGGAAAUUUGCCAUUGAAAAGGAAAAGAAGUGCUUAAAUUUUAAUUUGUUUGGAUA